This is a messenger RNA of Acromyrmex echinatior (Panamanian leafcutter ant), 630 nucleotides long. RefSeq lists its product as uncharacterized. Lineage: Eukaryota; Metazoa; Arthropoda; Insecta; Hymenoptera; Formicidae. Gene Ontology annotation, molecular function: DNA binding. The record is from RefSeq and is a predicted model, not a curated record.
UACUUCUGUUUUUGACCUUCUGGAGUUUAUGCUUCUUCAUAUCGUUUCUAUACCUUCAGUGAUUAAGUCCGAUUAAAUGCUUUAAAAUUCCGUAAUACAAAACGCGCAAUUAUAAUGGCGGACCAGCAAUUAAAAGACAACAAGAUCCGAGUAUUCAAUGUCCGAGUUCGUCAAUAUCUGCGUAAACAUUUCAUACCAUCAAAAGUGGAAUAUUUCACAAAUUGCAAAUAUUGUUUGUCAAGAAUAAGUUAUAGAAGCAUCUAUUCUUUAUUACUCGAGCACUUGACCAUGUACCAUCCGCAAGUAUUAACAGAAGAACAGAAGACAGAACGUAACAUUCAUUGGGCAUGGGAUUAUUUUACUCAAACAUCAUCUGGCGAUGCACAGUGCAAUAUAUGUAGUAAAAUAUUGAAAGGUUGUAGAAUCGAUAAUUUAACGACGCAUCUUGAUUUACACAGGGACAAACAUAAAAUCUUCGAUCCAGACGAAGUUAUUUACGAAGAUACUUAUAUGUUUGGCGCAAGUACUAGUACAAGCGGCAGUAUGAUUGAGGUUGCGGAAUAUCAGGAAACUACAAUAGCUUCUAAUUUGACCGAUGACACGGAUAGAACACGAGUUCCUAACGAGUAA